GCACCCUUUUUCUCAUUCUAGGGUUCCAAACUAGGACUUCAAUCAGACCCAUCUCUGAAUUUCCCCCGUACCAUCCCCGACCCAAUUCUAGUAGUUGCAGGUGCUGAGCCAUUUGCAGUGAGAUGAUAUGGAACAAAUGAUUGAUUGGUAGGUGGAUGAUUUGUAACACAUUUCUGGUGCAAGAUUGGGAGGAAUGAUGCUCAACAGUCUAAGAUGAUGCGAACUGUAAAGCUAUGAUCGAGUGCUCCCAUUUUCAAACCAUAGUGACUGGUUCCAUGAAGACUGGAAAGCUGAUGCGUGAUAGCAUUCAGACUGCAUUGAGUUGUGAUGAUAUCCUGUGUGAUAUCCUCCUCCGACUUCCACCAGAUACUAUAUCCAAGUUAAUUAUUGUAUCAAAGAGGUGGCUUCACUUGAUUUGCAGCCAUUCUUUUCGUCACAGUUACAUGGGCCAAUGGAAAGUGGGUUCUUAUCUAGUGGGUUUUUUUGUGUGCAAUUCCUUGUACCUUGGUAGACCUCAAGGUGGCAUUCGCCGUCCCCGCUCAGAACCUGCUCUUCCCGUACUGUCUACCACUAGAGAGGGUGAUGAUCUGAAGUUUUCUGGGAUCCUCAAACGUUUUGGUUACUUUAUUGACUCUUGCAAUGGUAUUCUUCUCUGUGGUCGCCAUCCAAAAACCUAUUUUGUUUGGGAUCCUGUUACCAAGCAAGAACAUAAACUACCACGCCCUCGGGUGUACUUUGAGGAGUUGUGCAUGGCAUUCAUUGUUGAAAACUGUCCUGAUGAUAAUCUCUGCUACAAGGUGAUUCGUGCUAAAUGUGAAUGUAGGCUUGAAGAAGUCAGCCGUGUUACCAUCGAAACUUACUCAUCAAAGAACACUACAUGGUGCUAUUCAACACUAACUUGUUCUUCACCUUUAUCAUUGUGUCCUUGGACUGUGGCCACUGUGAUUGGAGGUGUCAUUCACUGGUAUGCAUCACGGGGAAAUAUAGCUAUUUUUGACCCAGAUCAUGAAGAGAAGCGUAUUGGUUUGAUGAAACUCCCUGGACCAUUUGAUUUUGAUGAGCAAGUUCUUGGGGAAUCUUCAGAUGGUUGUCUGCAGUAUGGUUGGAGCAGCAAUUCAGGCCUGCAGAUCUGGGUUCUUGAAAAGGAGCAAGAUGGUUACAUAUCCAUUUUCUCAACCAAUAAAGAAACCAACAUUAGGUGGAACUUGAGAUACAAGUUGAAUUUCAAAAUAAUGUGGAAGCGGAACCCAACAGUUACAAAUACAUUUAGCACGCGUUCAAAAGAAAAUGGAAUAUUGUCAUUUCUACCUUGUAAUUCCAAAUCUGUUUUCAUUAGAUCUGGAUCAAACAUUUUUCGCUAUGACUUUGAGAAUGAAAAAGUGGAAGCUGUUCAGUAUGAAGGGAAAGGGUCUUCUAUCUUAUGGGAUUUUUCCAAAGUAGUACCUUAUUUCAAACCAUCUUGGCCACAGUCUAGCCUGUGUCAUGCCGAAAAGAGCAUCAACGAACUGUGAGUUUUCUGAUGCUUUGGAGGAGAUGGGUGAGUUUUCCGAUGCUUUGCAUGAAAGGGGUUGUAUUGUAUUAUAACUGUUCAGUCUACAUGCCUAGGUGUUUAGAUGGUUUCAUAGGUGGAGUGCAUCUUUCUGUAAUAUCUUAAUCUGUCUACGCUGCUGUAGAUAGAUUCAUCAUUCGUUUUGCAGCUGGUUUUCCAUAAUGGCAUUUGCCCUAAUGUAGUUGCAAAACCAAUCUAUAAGAUAAGUAUUCUGUUGAAUCUU
Rubroshorea leprosula is the source of this 1772-nucleotide messenger RNA. Lineage: Eukaryota; Viridiplantae; Streptophyta; Magnoliopsida; Malvales; Dipterocarpaceae. The record is from the annotation of a GenBank genome assembly.